AAUAAAACGAAGAAGAAGCAAGUUUAUUGGUUGUAGGAGGACGUUAAAUGUCACCCAGGGUUGGUUAGCUAACGCUAGCUGACGUUUAGCUCGGAGGCGGAAGCAGCAGCAGCAGCAUGUCCCAGCAGGAGCUGGUUGUGGACUCAGGACCGAGCAACAGAGCUGUCAGAGAGGGGGGACGGAGGAGAAGCCCACUCGGACUGGUCGUCACCGGGGUUGUUGGAGGCUCGCUGGUCGCUCUGUACGCGGUGGCGGCUCCGUUUGUCGCCCCUGCCCUCAGGAAAGUCUGCCUGCCGUUUGUCCCAGCCACCACGGCUCAGGUGGAGAACGUCCUCAGGGUGCUGCGGACCAGAUCAGGGACUCUGGUGGACAUCGGAAGCGGAGAUGGAAGGAUAGUGAUAGCAGCAGCGAAGUGUGGAUUUCAGGCGUCCGGCUUGGAGCUCAACCCGUGGUUGGUUUGGUAUUCUCGCUACAAGGCCUGGAGAGAGGGGGUCCACCGCUCCACCUCCUUUCACAUCUCGGAUUUGUGGAAGGCUAGUUUUGCUCAGUAUUCCAAUGUUGUCAUUUUUGGAGUUCCCCAAAUGAUGGAUCAGCUAGAGCUAAAGCUGGCAAAUGAGCUGCCCAGUUCAGCCAAGGUGGUUGCCUGCCGCUUCCCCUUUCCCACAUGGGUCCCUGAAAGCACUGAGGGGGAAGGCAUAGACACCGUGUGGGUGUACGAUGCCAAAACAUUUCAGUCAGAUCUGCACACUGGAAAGACGAGGAACACGUCGUUAGAAGACGAACCGGAUCCGCACACUUGAGAUCACUCAGCGUUUCCAAGACCUCCGUGGACUAUGAUAUUAUAUAGUUUAGAAGUAGCCUGUUAAGACUUGUGUUUUAUGGGCAAAAACAUGCUUUAAAUGAAACGAUUGAAAUCACGACAUUAUUUUGUGUACAAAAUAAGACUCUGAUUCAAAGUUGCCAACGCUGUAUUUUUCACAGCAACAGUGGUCAAUAUUUGUGCAUCAUUUGUGUUGUAUUUAAUAAAAAAAAUAAAUGCUGUAGGGUAAAA
This is a messenger RNA of Fundulus heteroclitus (mummichog), 1051 nucleotides long. RefSeq names its product fATP synthase c subunit lysine N-methyltransferase (gene atpsckmt). Gene Ontology annotation, biological process: peptidyl-lysine trimethylation; positive regulation of proton-transporting ATP synthase activity, rotational mechanism; regulation of mitochondrial ATP synthesis coupled proton transport. Gene Ontology annotation, cellular component: mitochondrion. The record is from RefSeq and is a predicted model, not a curated record. The transcript is spliced from 5 exons. The coding region runs from base 117 to 800 and encodes 227 amino acids. Lineage: Eukaryota; Metazoa; Chordata; Actinopteri; Cyprinodontiformes; Fundulidae. Gene Ontology annotation, molecular function: protein-lysine N-methyltransferase activity.